AUAGCAUGGUCCAUUAACCAUAGGAAGGGAUGUUUGUGUGGACCACCUGUUUCCUCUUCACGGUCCCACUGUUUCUACAGGAGACACAUUGAUUGCACGAUAAGUAAUGUUAAGAGCUUAGCAAUGAAAUGUGACAUUGGAGCUGAAAAGAAGAAGCUGUGACUCUCUGUGGGCUACCACUGAGAUAGUGCCAUGUAUGGGUGCUACAUCACAGUCUGAAAAGCACCCUGCAAUCUUCAUCCCUCCGACAGUUUGGGAGAUGCAGGGCGAGAUAGCAAUGUGACCUUUAUAAAUAGCUGAGUUAUGCUCAAUUUUUUCUUGUGGCUUGGAUAUGGAGAAGCAUAGACUGCCUGUGUGACUCUGAAGACUUGAACGGAAAUGAAACAGGAAGCCAGAUCCACAGCCUGUUGUUCUGUGAAGACAAACUGAGUCUGUAGAGACUCCUUUUCUAACCCCAGAAACAAAGCAACCAGGGGAGAGAAAUCCAACUGUGGGUGAUACUCUGGAGAGGAGAUGCAGAGGCAACAUGACAGAUGGGCCAGCAAGAACAGAAACCACUUCACUGAACACAAAAACCGAAGCAGAAUUAGCUCAGAGAGAAGUGUUGGCCAGAAGUAAAUGCACCCUCCCAAAAAGGCAGAGGACUCCUGUGUGCUUCAGCUAAUUAAAAUAUGCCAGUUUGGAAGUGCUGCCCUUGAGAUGAUGAAGAGAGAGCAGUAUUUAAACACUCCAGCUACUUCCAUACAAGUCCCAUGAGCUCUGCAGAAUAAAACUGAAGUUUUGGCUUUUGUCAGACUGGACACUGAGAGGCAGAGGGGAAGAGAUGCAAGACGAAUUUCUGCCAUUUGCAUUCAGAGUGACGGCUUUGAUGUUUUGCUUCCUUUGGCCUUGCUUUGUGCUUCUAAUCGAUUUUGAAAAGAGGGCAAGGCACAAGUAAAACACUGCUGGAAUAACCUCUGCACAUACCUGCUGAGGAAGCAUGGGCUUUGUGAUCUGGUGCACCACCAGGAAAUAUGAAUAAUUUGUGAUUAUUAAUCAUAAAUUAUAUGUAAUUACUAAUCCAUGUGAAAAAUACAGAGUUGUGCAGUGUUUGCACACAGAAUCGGGUACACUCAGGAGAGGGCCAUGCUCUGAAGACAGACACAAAGUCUGUGUGGGGUGCAGCAGUCAGACCCAGUACAAAGAUGGGAAUGAUGAGCAACCUGGAUGUAGUUUGGUGAGAUGGGGCUGGCUUUCUCCUUGGACAGUAAACAAGCUCAGAAGAAUUGGGUUUUUUUUUUGUCAUGGGUUACUUGAUCCUGCUGUUUUCCUGGAUAUCAGUUGGGAUAACUUUUUAUCAACAGAUAGCUUAAAAUUCCUUGGACUGUCCUGUGUUGUGUGCUUACAAGGCAUACAGGCAGAGCCAGGGGCGCUUCCUGCUCUGGGAAACCCCAGGAGUGGGGCAGCUGCCACUGGACCUCUGCCUGGAGAGAGGCCUGUGGUAUUCCCAACCACCUAAUGACUGUGCAUCCUUGGAGGGUGGGGUGGUUGGUUCAAGUCUUGUGCUUUCUAGCAAAUAAGAUUUAAAAAUUGGGGGGAGGAAAAUUACUGUUAUUGCUAAGUAAGACUUCUUUUUUCCCCCUAACCAGGUUUCAGUUAUGUAGACAUAUCAACAUAAAAAACCCCAAGGUAUUUAUACUUAGGAUGCUCAGGAGGAAAGUAUUUCCUUUAUUCUAUUUCCUUUAUGGUUUGGAUUCAGCAUGGCAAAAAAAAAAAAAAAAAAAAGAAAAGAAAAGAAAAGCAUUUUGAGAAUUGUGAAACAACCAUGAGUGGCAUUAGGGGUGACUCAACAUGCAACUCUGCAGCAAGCAGAAUGAGAAUUCUUAGAGUGGGCUUCUUUCAAAUAAUAGAAUUAGUGCAUUUACGUAAGUUCUGUUUGAAGUGUGCAGGCAUUAAAUAGCAAUUCUGAAUGGGAACAGAUUUUUUUCCACAUUAAGAAAAAAACAGUAGCAGAUAUUUCAUUAGGCUCCUUCUUUAAAAGGAGGUUAUUUUAUUUUUUCAUUUUUUUAAAAUAUGAAUAAGAGUUUUAGAGAGAUUCAUGUUUUUUUUUUCAUGGCAUGAAAUGCUUUUCAUGUGUUUCUCAUCCAGUAUUCUGGACUGUAAAUUCUCAGAAGGCUUCUGUCAUGAUUUUUCCUACUUAAAUGGAAGCAGGGCUAAGCAUUAUUCAUCUUGGAUGAAGCACCCUGUGCCUUAAAAAGGAAGCUGAAUUGUACAGGAAAUGAAGAACUGAGCUUUCCUUUUGUUCUCAUAGGCAUUUGUAGAGAAUGGCACGUGCAGGCUAAGGCAGGCUUUAAUAUCUUGAUUAUAUAGCUGAAAUUGGUUUUGUAAAGGUAAUUCUAGUUGGGUAUAUUUUAGAUAAUCACCCAGUAGGUAAGAACACAUUAUGGUUGUUGCUGCACAGUAGGAAUAAGUUGUGUCACAACUGGACAGAUACAUUAACACCAGGAGUUCCUGUUGAUGAUCAGGGAGUCUGAAGAAGGCUGCCAGCUCUAUAUUCUCAAUAUUUUUCUGAAAAAAAAAAGACUGAGGGAACUAAGAGGGCACUUGGGAAAGCCCUGUACAGAAGAUUUGUGUAAAUAAAACCUUUCUUGCAAUUGAUGGGUCUCAGUGUUACCAAAGCUAUUCUGUUUUCUAGAUAAUUGUGUGAUUCUACUUGUGGUUUGGGACUGGCAUUCUCAUUUGUGUUUUGGGUUUUUUUGAUUAGAAGGUAUCUGAUCAGCAGACAUGAUUGAACUCAUGAUAAGUCAUUGAUGAUUACCAUCUUUGUCUGUAAAUUAUUUUCUUUUCCUUAUUAUACCAAGGAGAGAUCCUCAUCUUUCCUGUUUGUUAGAACAUGUGAAUGUUGCUUAACAAAUUGACGUUACUUUAUUCUGUAAAGGAAGGGAUUUGUAAUGAAAUAGUUAUUGAAUUAAGCAGUGCUUCUCACAUAUCUUGGUACGUCUUUGAUCUGCUUUCAGUAUUUUUUUUUGUGUGGUGCUGAUAAUAAACUGGGAAAUCAAAGAAUUUGUAAUCUCUUGGAACCACUUAAAAAGGCAUAUUUCUCUCUUCUAAACUCUAAUGUGAUGUAAUCUUUUGUAGGUAUUGAAUUUGUAUAAUUAAUAAUUUUUCUGUGCCUCCCUCUUGGUUCAUUCACUUGAGGUCUAUGUACACAUGUCCAUCAUGCUUGAGCCUGCUUGAGGGAAGGCAUGAGGUGUGGUCCUGGAAAACUGCCAGCAAGGAAUCCCUGUGUCUCAUGUGGCAAAAAGUGAAAGUGCAUCUAAUGUUAAGCAUGUCCUUCCUCACUGCUCUUUUUUGGUAUUGUAGAAGGCUAUACAGCUUUUUAGCACAGCUGCUGAAACGGUGGAGCAACUACCUUCAGAGGCAACUCAUAAGGAAUCUCAGUGUGCUGCCAGAAGUUGAUCUGCUUGGUUACAGUGGAAGGGAAUGGAAAGGAGAAACAAAGCAGGCCAAACAGAUGAGGGAGGCAUAUGAAGAAUUGUUUAGGAGCUGUCAUAUCAAAUACCUGAGACAAGUCAGGAGGGACAACUACAGUGUAAUAAGAGCAGUGCUUUUUCAGAUAUUCAGCCAAGGCAUUCCUUUUCCUUCGUGGAUGAAGGAAAGAGAUAUAUUGAAGCUACCUGAAAAGCUUUUGUAUUCUCAAGGUUGUAACUGGAUUCAGCAAUACAGUUUUGGGCCAGAAAGAUACACGGGUCCCAAUGCCUUUGGGAAAUUGCGCAAAUGUAUGGAGGCCUUAAAGACAAAUUGGGCUGAAAUAAGUGCUACAAGAGAUCAUGAAGAAAGAGGAAGCAUGUGUAAUACACUAUUUUCUGAUGAAAGCAAGGAAUACAAACUAUAUGAGGCCAUAAAAUUCAUCAUGCUUUAUGAAGUUGUUGAAGCCCAUGAGCAGAUAAGGAACAAACCCGUACACAACCUUUUUAGCCUUCUCUUUGCUCGUGACUCUUCAUCUGACCCUCUGAGUUUCAUGAUGAAUCAUCUGAACUCCAUAGGGGACUCUAUUUGCUUAGACCAGGUUGAACUGUUUCUUCUGGGAUACUUACUUGAAGUAAAGAUACGAGUUUACAGACUGCAUAGGUUUAAUACAGAGGAAUUUCAAGUAAAUUAUCCGGAUGAAUACCGAAGGGAAUGGAAUGAGAUUUCUCUCCUGACUGAGGAUGACCACUACUAUCACAUCCCCCUUUUCAGAACGUGAAGGACCAGUGACUUUUUUGUUUUUCCUUUGUACAGUGUAGUGAAUGACCAGUUCCAGUGAAUUAGGUUUCUGAUCAGCAGCAGUAAAAUCUUAAAAAUGCUCAUUAAUGAUUACAAAAUGGUUUAUGGGUUUGUUGUGUAAACAUUUUGCUUUCUCAUUGCAGCUCAGUUCACCAUCAGUCAGCCAUAAAAACCAUAAAAUAUAUUGCUAUAUGGUCUGGGGAAAAAAACCCUGAUGUCUUAGGGUUGUCAGACAAAAAAAAAAAAAAAUUGGACUGCGUGACAACAAAAGCAAAGGUUAUGCUGGGUUUUCCAUUGCUAGCCUGAGGGUUUAUUCUGACAUCCAUGGAUGCGUUAAACUCAAGUGCCUAAAGCAAUGACUGCCUUUCCCUACUCCUGUCUUUCUCUAGCAAGGGAGGAUGACUCACAGAGAAAGGAAAUCCCUGGCUCCCACAGUUUAUAUUCCAUGCUAUUUAACUUGCAUUGACUUGAGAUGGGAGAAUAUAAACUGGGGCCUCUGCAUGGCUGCUUGAAAUCCACUUGGCUUCCCUUGUUGCCAGAGCACCUCUCUCCAGGGAUGGGCAGAGCAAGCAGCAUCAGGUUGCACUUAACUUCAGACAUGGGAAAUGGAGCUGUCUGUACCCUGUGGUGCUCCCUGAAGGGGAAGAACUGUUACAGAGGGGGAAGAAUCAAUACAGAGAAAUACUGUGCCAGAUGAGUGGAAGAUCUCCUGUGUAAGUGAGUAAAGUACAUCGCUUUCUCCAAGGUAAAAAGGGCAACAUUAAUAGGUAACACCCAGUAGAGUCACAGCCAGUGGCUGCAUUGGUCAACUUGUAAAUCCUCUAAGGGCUGAUUUCAACAUUGCAUGCCAAGAUUUCCUUUGCAAUUCAUCUGAGAAGGCUGUGCAUGGAAUACAGGCUAAAACACUGCAUUUUCAGAAAAUAUUAGUUUUUUAUGCAUUAUAUGAUUUCAGCAGUGUUGCAUAUAUGUUUUAUCCUCUGAUAAUGUGUUAAUCUCCUUGCCUAAGAUUGCUAUCUUUAAUUUAGACUGUCUGGGUUUGAAGAAGUCUGACCAGGACAAGUAAAUGAGAUUUACCUUCCUACAUGGAACAUUUUGCUCAGUUCUGUUUUCUAAAAGAAUAAAUGUGUUUUGAUUAUUUCAAAAUAAGGGUCCUUAACUUGAAGAAGUAUUAGAUCUCUCAAAAUAUAUGUGAAAAGCUUACAGUGUCACAGGCUAAUGGUUGUAUUGAAGAGGGUGGGAUUUAUUAAGAAACAAAGCCUCUCCUUUCCUUAUUCUGGAGAUUGAGAGGGACAGGCAGGUUUGUUUUAUUAAACCUGCAGGAUAAAAUGCAAGCCAGUAGCAGAAAUAGGAACAGGGCCUGCAGGAGCCAAAGUAGUUGCAUGAAGUAUCUUCAUGGUAAUGCUUGGAGUCAGUGGCAUGUGCUCAGUUCCUUUGUGUAAAGAAAAGCUAUUUUAUCCCUUAUGCUCCUUUUAUUUGUGUGUAUAUGUAUAUAUAUAUAUUUAUAAAUACAAACACUUGAGUUCUCUAUUGUAGCUGUUUUGUUUUCUGAAAGUUUUGGUUCAGUUUUGUUGAAUAAUUUGUAGAUUUUAAUUAAGAAGGCUUGAUAGCUGUUAUAAUUUCAUCUCAUCAAAACCUGCAUAGCAAGUACUUUUAUUUAUUAAUAAAAGAAAGUUUUUUCGCUGAAUAAUUUUCUUAUUUUAGAUUUGGUUCUGCUCUGCAUGGGGAAAAGUUAUAAUACCUAAGUGUAAGGUAUUAUUAUCUAUUUUGCAUCAACAGUAACAUUGACAGUUAUCAAUAAACUUGUCUGUAUUUUAUUCUUGUUUUGGAACAAACAGACAUACCAUAAAUAAGUAUGUUUUUUUGUAGUGGGCUUUUUAAUGAUUUGCAUAUUAUUUGUGUUUAGGAAUUCAAAAGCGUUCCAGCUGAAAGUGAUAAAUUGUGAAAAUGUACAUUUUUGUGAUCUUGAGUAUAUUAAUAGCAAGGAAUUAAUAAAAAUCUAAAACAGA
Serinus canaria (Common canary) is the source of this 6254-nucleotide messenger RNA. It is a transcript of the gene OTULINL, whose product is annotated as OTU deubiquitinase with linear linkage specificity like. The record is from RefSeq and is a predicted model, not a curated record. Gene Ontology annotation, biological process: protein linear deubiquitination. The transcript has 9 exons. Gene Ontology annotation, molecular function: cysteine-type deubiquitinase activity. Lineage: Eukaryota; Metazoa; Chordata; Aves; Passeriformes; Fringillidae. Gene Ontology annotation, cellular component: cytoplasm. Bases 3182 to 4228 code for a protein of 348 amino acids.